Molecule: messenger RNA, 969 nt
Organism: Closterium sp. NIES-65
Lineage: Eukaryota; Viridiplantae; Streptophyta; Zygnematophyceae; Desmidiales; Closteriaceae
Source: the annotation of a GenBank genome assembly
AUGCUCCAAGCGCCGCCGGUAGCUGCCGGGAAGCAGUACCAGGGUAGGCUCAGCAACAAAAUCAACACCGAUGGCGGCAAAUGCGAGUUCUUCGGGUCGCCCUUCGACAAGAGCGAGUUUUUCGACGGAGGGAAGGUCGCACGCUUCCCGCCGGAGAUUUUUGACAAGGGAGCCGCAUGCGGCGCGUGCUACUUCGUCUCGUGCGUGAAUAACUCGCGCUGCGUAGCGGACGCGAAGGUAAAUGUCCGCGUGGUGGGCAUCUCGAAGAAUAAUUCGCGGAUCAUCAUCUCUGACACGGCGUGGAGCAAGAUCGCCAAGGAUAAGGACAAGAACCCUGUGGAUUUUAAAUACGAGCGCGCGCCGUGCAGCAACGCGACGAGCAUCGCCGUGCGGGUUCGCGAUAAGUCCACCGAGGACGAGUUUAAGGUGCAGAUCUUGGGAACGGCCGGCCCAGGAAGCGUGGAGCGCGUCGAGGUGUCGAACGACGGGUCCACGUGGAAGGCGAUGGAAAGAUCUGACGUCAAGGCCACGUGGAAGAUCAAGGGCGAAAAGGCUUUUCUGCGCGCGAAAAAAACGCUUUCGUUCCGCGUAACCGCGAGAGACACUAAGGAGCAGGUCGUUCUUAAAGACGUGCUCCCCGCCGCGGAUUGGAAAGCCGCCACGACUUACAAGUCUAAGGACGCGAACUUCAAGAAGGACCCUCCCGCGACGCGUGCUGCUGCGACGGAACCUAAGAAGGACGAGGGGAAGAAGGCCGACGAUAAGAAGAAGACGGAAGAGGCGCCGAAGCCAAAGAAGGACGAGGUGAAGCCAGGCGCCGUGCGAGCAGCGGUGACCAAGGCGGAGGAAGCGGUAAAGAAGAACUUGCCAGCGUCGUUCCGCCUUCCCCGCUCCCCCGCUCCACGCGCACGUGUGCCUCCCCCGUUCCGCGCGCGCACGUGGGCAUUUCCCGCUCAAAACGCACACUAG